This is a messenger RNA of Nezara viridula (southern green stink bug), 403 nucleotides long. Lineage: Eukaryota; Metazoa; Arthropoda; Insecta; Hemiptera; Pentatomidae. The record is from the annotation of a GenBank genome assembly.
AUGCUUAUCCAGGUCGAAAAUGAAUCUCCGGAAAUACUAGUCAGAAGAUUUGCUGUACUGAAUGGUAAACGUCAGAGGUGUAGACCGAAGAGAAGGUGGGAAGAUUGCAUUAAAGCCGAUCUGAAGGGACUAGGUUUGGAUGGCGAACAAUGGAGAGAGACUAUACAAGAUGAUCUGACCAGGAUCAUCAAAUCUAUAUCCAGAUUUCCACCAAAAUCCAUUGAAGGAUCGCAUAGUCCCUUGGUAAAGACUAGGUACAACGCUAAGAGGCGUCACUGGAGGCGUACCAAGCUCAAGCUUUAAGUAUUUGAAGAAGUUGUGUGUUACAAUGGUUUCAAAUAACUACAUUAUAAGCUAAUAAAUUUUUUUUUUUAACUUUAGAAUUACAUUAUUUCUAAUUGCC